CAAUAAAAUAUAUUUUUUUAAAAAAACGACUGUCCUCUCCAACAAGUCCAACACUACAGUUUUUCUUAAUGAAAAAAAAAACUAUAAAAAAAUGUUUUAAGCUCCCAGAUAAUUCUGUUAGCCAGGAUCGGGGACAACUAAGUCACACUGUAAAGGUACACACUUAGCUCUAUGUAAGCGACCACCACGGACCCGAAACAUCCCCAGUGGAACUAAUCCUAUGCCAGUGAAACACUGCCCCUGUACUGGGGGAGGGGCGAAGGCCACUGACAUCUAAACAGUUAGGUUAAAAGUUGGGUUUUUUAAUUUUAAAUGUAGUAAUUCUAAUUUUUUAUUUUAAUGUAUAAUUGUGUUUUAGCUUUGUUAGUUUUUUUUUUUUUUAUCUAUAGCUAAAUGGAAAGAGAAAACAGAAUCUUACAUGUAAGAUAAUUUGGGUAUGUUUUUGUGAUCAAGUAGGAAGUCCUAAAACCUGUGCUUAUAUUUGACAUCAUGUGAGAUAGGAACAAAGUAUGAAAAAGUCUGACUCUGAUACAGAAAUGAGUCGUGUUCAUGGAUACGGCUCUCAACAAUUCUAGAACAGUUCUAGAACUCACCUGAGGAAUCAUAAAGACUCGGAAACUGACCACUUCCGCAACAAGUUUCCCUGACCUCUGAAGUCCUCAAUCUUACGUGUUUCUCAUGGGAAACAUAGUCAAGAGAGGCAGCAGGGAGCUGGUCGCUGACAGGGCCAAGUCCCUGGAGGAGGGCCCACGUGAAGUGGUCCACACCAGACUCUACGAAGCCAUCAUGACAGAAAACUGUGCUGCCAUCCAGGCCCUGCUGCGCAGCCACCCCGUCAACCAGCCCCUGACGGUCCUGACCAACUCCACCAGCUGCGGGUUACUUCUGACACAGACGCAGUCCAUCAUCCCCAUCCACCUGGCUGCCGAGCACCGCAAGGCACAGAGUCUGCACUGUUUGUUAGAACACGGUGCUGACCCGGAAGUAAGGGACACACGAGGCCUCACCACACUUCACCUGAUGCUACUGCACUGGCCAAUCACCUCUACCGUCCAGACAAAGCCAGGGAACAGAAUCCAAAGGCUCCUGGCGGACAUUCAGAACAACGCCGUGACGUGUCUCCGCAUCCUGUGUGAGCACGGAGCUCAAGUGAACGCUCAGGUGAACAACAGCCACAAGCACUCCGCCCUCCACCUGGCGAUAAGAUACGGGACCUACCCGGUCCUCUCCAUUUUAGCCCAAAACGGCGCCCAGGUGAAUGCCAUUAAUGAAUCCAGCAUGACUCCCCUGCACAUGGCGGCAGACAUACUGAACAAGGAGAUGAUGGAAACGCUCAUUGCCUGUGGAGCCAAUGUCAACUACGCCGUCCCUUUCACGGGGAACACGGCCCUGAAGCUGGCGGUGUGCGCCGCGUCCAGCAAAGCGGGCCGAGUGCUGGCCGCAGGGCUGAGCUGCAUCCGGCUGCUGCUGACUCACGGAGCCCAAGUCAAUGUCCAGGACCACAAGGGCCAAACAGCCAUCCACGAGGCAUGUUUUGCCGGCAGAGAGACAGUCAUCGAUCUCUUGCUUGAAUUUGAAGCCAACAUUAACAUCCUCACAAAAAACGGGGAAUCUCCCAUACACAUGUACCUCCAGCGCAGCUCCAACAUAAGGGACACAGUGCUGCUUGCCAAGCUGCUUUACCGCUCAUACCCCUUGAGACUGACCAAUAACCAAGGAAUUCUGCCUGCAGGACUCAUGCUAUCAGAGUUCCAACUCUUAAGGGAAUCCCUAAUCAAGUUGUCGCAAAAACCCUUCUCCCUAGAGGAUAUCUGUAAGAGAAACAUCAGGAACAUGUAUGGGGAGAGAUACAAACAGCAUGUGAAGCGCCUCCUCCCGGAGAAGAUCUGGAAUUCUGUCUACGGGUAUUAUGACCUGGCUUGCCUCUUGAAAUAAGACCUCACAGUGUCACGGUGCCACAGGAUUUCAGAAUUCCAAUCGCGGUUUCUGGCUAGACUGGUACCCAGAAAACAAUCCAUUUGCCUCAUCCAUCCCAAAUGUACAAACUACUGGUUCUUAAACUUCUUCAAAAAAUAAAAUGAUUUGCAUAUUACCUUUUUGUUUCUAGACAUUCUUUUAAAUGCAUUUUUCAUGU
Messenger RNA from Myotis brandtii (Brandt's bat), 2134 nucleotides. It is a transcript of the gene ANKRD61, whose product is annotated as ankyrin repeat domain 61. The transcript has 3 exons. Lineage: Eukaryota; Metazoa; Chordata; Mammalia; Chiroptera; Vespertilionidae. Gene Ontology annotation, molecular function: protein binding. The coding region runs from base 679 to 1935 and encodes 418 amino acids. The record is from RefSeq and is a predicted model, not a curated record.